AUAGUGGUUUGUAUGCGAGUGUGAUUAAGUAUGCAAUUUUUUCGUAAAAUCACCUAGUUAAAAAAUUAUUGUGCAGAAGUUAAAAGAAGUCAUUUACAUGUGGUUCUAAUUUUAUUAAUCGCUUUGACUGACGUUGUUCCGGUUUGAUUUUGUGGUAGGCAGUAUGACUCAAGUCAGAAGUUUACCCAGAAUCGUUGUCUAUCGAUAAAUGUGUUGGACCUAAGUCAAGUAAGCUCUAUUCUACUUGACCACUAACUGUUCGCGUGUUGACACUAACAUUUCGCUUUACUUAAACUCUCAUACAUACAUAUUCGUUCGUUCACACACACUCUCACGCCGAUAUAUAUUCUCACAUAAACAUACAUAUUCUUUCUGUCAUUCACUUCACUGACACAAAAUGGAAAGUUAAUUCAAUUAUUUGCUCCUCAAAGAUUUCUCUUCGACGAAUUCACUGAUAGUAUUACUGGAUUUUACCUCGCAACAGGUCUAGACAGUUGAAAUUUACACACAGAAGUGUAAGACUUACACUCAGAACUGCAGGAGUUACUUUUGGAAUCGGAGUUACACUUGGAAUUAAUAUAUAGACCAGAUUUCAAUUCAAAGGAAAAAUUAUGGUUUAGGAAAUAAGAGCAGAUUUUUUUAGAUAGAACAAUGGAACUUUUUGACAAACUUCAGACUGAAUGGAAGGAAAAGUUUCCUGAUGAUGUUCUGCCUGAAAUUAUUCCAAAAGAUAAAAAGAUCUGUACAUCUGUGUUACUGGAUGUCAUCAGUAAGUCUGAGGAAGAAAUGCAAGAUUUGGAGAAAAGAAUUAAGCAACUGAAAUUAUUACAGGAGUUCUUAAAAGCGUUUGUGGAAAGAAUUCAAGAGACUUCUGAGCAAGAUGAAAAUAAGUUUGAUAAUUCCAGUUCUAUUGCGAAUGAAAUCAGGAAACUAGCCACUGAGACUGUUGCUAUUUCAAAACAUAUUUAUGCAGACGAUUUUUAUCGGGAGACCGAACCUUCAGAUGCUGCGCCUGACUGCAAAUAUGAUCCUGACUCAACCAAAAAUCGUCCCUAUAGUGUCGAUUAUCACCUUACCAGGCGAACCAUGCUCGGAACUGAAAGUGAAAACAAAGAACUAGAUGCAAGUCUGAAUCAAGAAAAUGAUGUGUCUGAUAAAAAGCCGGUAACAUCACCACUUACCCACAGUUUUUCUACGCCUCUUCCUAAGAAAAACCUAAUACGGAAGCCGCCAGUCAAACAGCCAGUUAAAUUGCCCAGGAAUCGCCCCCGUGUAGCGAGCGUGUCGCCUGGGAUCGAAGAUGAAAAUACUGACAGUUUUAAUAGUCACACAAGCUCUCUCACAAACGAGAAUAAAUUGUCAUCAAGUUUUAAAUCCACCAAAAGACCUAAACCGCCUAGUCUACCCCCCAAACCUAAAAAGUCUUUAUCUAUGAAGGACUCUGGUUUAAGUGUUGCGCUUAAGAGUAACAAUAGCUGCAACAGUAGCACCCCUAGUUGCAGUAGCAGCAGCUGCAACAGUAACAUCAGCAGCACUAAUCAGAGUAAUGCUUGUUCUAUAGAGGAAAACAUUGAUAAUGCCACUGGUCAGUCGAGUGCUGCUAUAAACAGUGUUAAUUCAUCAACAUCACCAGUUGGCGGUGACAGUAAUACACUGAGUAAAAGAUUAACGACAAACAAUCAGGUCAAUUCAGUAGGUCAACAACAGCCUUUAUCAGCGGGACUAAAUACAAAAACGAGUUUACUAUCAAGCCAAGCAAACACAGCUCGCAACUGUAGCUGUCAAGGUAGUAGUAGUUUCACUAGCAACGGGGAAGAGAUCAUAGCAGCGGAAUAUCGAUCCCAUUCAUCUCGUGCUUCACUUAGCGGAUCCGAUCCAACUAAAGACUUGUUGAAGCCUUUCGUUGAUAAAGACGAAGAGAAACCCCAAUUUUCUGAGAAAGAACAGGAAGGUGACGAUCAUUUCGAAAAAUCCGAGACACACGAAAGUCAGUGUAAACAAGCGUGUGUUGCUGAUACUGAGCAGACGUCUUUAUUGAGUGAAGUAGCGAACGAAGUAGAAGUAGAAGCCGAGUCGCCUGAGAACAACCCAGUCGUUGGUGUAGCGGGAAGAGAGUCUGGUGAUCUUGAGAUCGAAGUUGAGUGUGAUAAAAGCGAGGCUGAAAUCGGCAGCAACCAGAACGACCACCAGAAUGGUCACGAAGAAAAUAAAAUAGUCACGGAAACCAGUAAUAUCAACAGCAGCAACAUGUUGGGUUCUAAGAAGCACAAAGAGAUCCACAUUGUCAGCUAUCGGAAAUUAGAUGGGGACUUCAUCGAGACUCCUUUGCACAGCAGUGCGACUUUAGUCAAGCCUGAAAGGCGAUCACAAGUGAGUGAUGAUGUUAUGACACGGUCAACAGGUGCUAUUGAGGAUUCUAGACUAUGGUCUUCAGAUAAGGGUUUUGAUCGGAAGCGUAUUUCUUCACCGUUUGAUUUCCGAUUCAAUAAAUUCGAUGACAAAUCGAAGAGCCACGAAACCAACGUUUCUCUUACCGAGAAACCUGAGGAAAUUAACUUUUUGAAUAGCAGAUCACAUGGGUUAGCGAAUGGUAAGCAGAUCGAAGGUUCUGUUCCGAAAGAGCAAGAAAUCAAAAAUGAAAGAAAAUCCUCCAUUGAUGACCAAUCCCCGAACAUCAUGCAGCAAUCUGUUGACAUGAGAAAAUCUUUUGCUGAGUUUACGGACGUGGAUUCAGAUUCUUCAGACAUAAAAGUAGGCAAGAAUUCAUCACAGCAAAGUUUGAUAUCACAGACUGUGGACACAGAUGAUUGUACUGAUGAUGAAAAUAUCUUACCGGAAUAUGACUUUAUUCGAGAGUAUGAAGAAUCAGCAGAUGAUGCCAAUUUACUAAAGAUGAGGGAACGAGCCAUUCGAGGAUUUCUGGCACAAGAAGAAACUUUUAUCAAAUACUUAGAGCAUUUAGAAAAGCUGAUGGAUAUGUUCAGUGCAUCAGUGAACAGUAAGGACAGUAUAUUAACUCAACAAGAUAUAGCAAGCAUUUUUUCCAAUGUCCCCAAGAUUUUGAAUGUCCACAGAGAAUGUGUGCUGCAGCUGACUCCAAAGGUGCAGAACUGGAGUCAUUCAGAGACUGUUGGACCAACACUAAAAGAACUUUUGGUACAUUUUCCAGAUUUUGAGGAAUAUUCAAAAAAUUACCCAAAUGCAUGUGAUACGGUUCUUCGAUGUGCACAAACUAAUAAUUACUUCAAAAAGGUUGCAGAGGAUGCAUUCACAGUCCCUGACAAAGAGUCAAUUAACCUUAUAACUCUUCUCCAGAAACCCAUUGGUCAACUUCAACAGAAUGCUUCAUUUAUACAAGAAUUGUUACGGUUCACUCCAAAAUCUCAUCCAGAUUAUGACAUUUUGUCAGGAACAUGGCGGAUUACACAACAUAAUUUAAACGACUCUUCCAUUCAUGCUGAUCAGGUAGAGAAUGACCAUUAUCUUCUGAAGGCUGAACAUCUUGUAGAAUUGCUCAGUAACAAUGCCAGAAAACUACGUUGUUUCUUUCUGUUUAGUGAUGUGAUUGUUUGUACCAAACAAAAGUUCUACCAAAAAGAUUCAUUUGAUGUUAAAUGGUUCAUUCCAAUACACAAGCUUGAAUUUCAUUCCAGUACAGAUCAUAGAGCAGAAACAAAUUAUAAGUUUACAGAAACCAUCGACGAAUUAAAGAAAAGAAUGAGCAGUAUAGAAACAGAAUUACGAAACAGAAAAUUGAAAUUAUCUUCAAAAGUCUCAGAUCGAACGACAGAGAAAUUGACAAAAAAGCUGAUCGAACAUCAACGAGAAAUAGCACGACUUUCUGGUAGCUUGGAGUUUAAAUUGAAAGAUGGCAAAAAAGUAUAUACCUUAUUGAUGUCUACAAAUUAUUCCCGUGAAGAAUGGAAAGAAGCCAUCAUUUCUUUAAAAGAUAAAUCUUUUCAAGACUGUAACUACACAACAUCUGAUAUCCAGCAAAUAGUAACAAAUUGUAAAAAGUUACCAAGCAUAAUCAACACAGUAUUUUCACAGAAAGUAGAGGAACAUCUGUUUGGAGGAUCCUUGUCUGUGACUCUUCAUGAACUGACUGGCCUUGAUGAAGUUUGUGGUACAUAUUGCUGUCUGGAGCUCGACUCUUGUGGGCAGUUCUUCACCAAAGCUCGGUCUGCUGUCAAAGAAUCAACUAAUCCAGUUUGGAAUGAAGAAUUUGAAUUGGAACUUGACUAUUCUCAAACAUUGCGGAUCCUUUGUUUCAAGAGGAACAUAGACAACGGUGACAUUCUUCUUGGAAAAAGUGCUCUUGCACUAAGUAAGGACUGGCUAUCUAAUUUCACCCGGAAGACGAUUUCUAUGAAUAAGAUCUCAUUAGUUAUUUCAGUUUAUCAUAUUCCACCGAAUAAGAUGAUCCAAAGAAUUCCAUCAAAAGUGAAAACCGGUGUCUUUGGCGUUGAUGUUCAGAAAGUUGCUCUUGAACGCUGUCUCAGCCAUCAAGGAAAAGUAAUACCAGACAUCAUUCCAAUCUGCACUCGAGAAUUAGAAAAGAGAGGUCUAGAUGAAGUUGGUAUCUACAGAGUGUCAGGAGGAUUAACUGAAGUUAAACAGUUAAAAUGUGCAUUUGAAAAAAAUACGAUGAAAGCCCGGCGUAUAGUAGAAGAUAAUGACUGUAGUGUUCACACAAUUGCUGCUGUUUUGAAACUUUACUUUAGAGAAUUGCCUGAACCAUUAUUUACGAAUCUUCUGUAUGACAAAUUUAUUGGCAUUUCUGAUAUAAAAGAACCUGAACAGAAAGAAAAAGAACUCAUCUCCCUGAUUCAUUCUCUUCCUGAGGUCAAUUAUAACAUACUUCUACAUAUGCUUGAUCAUCUCAAAUGCGUCCAUGAGUAUUCCUCCCAAAAUAAGAUGACUAAUGGCAACCUAUCUGUGAUUUUCGGACAGUCUCUGAUGCAACCAGCACCGACACCGGAGCCAUCACCAGCAACGGAACCAGGUUCAGCACAAGAGGCUUUAGCUUACAUGAAUGCUCUUCACCAGAACAAUAUUCUGAAAUAUCUCUUGGACUUAAAAUGCUCUGGAAAAAACUUUCUCAAACCAUGAAGCUUCAAACUCAUUAUUUUUCUGUGCAAAAUAAAAAAAUAAAAAAAAAAGAAACAAAUGCAUAAUGCCUUCACACAUUUUCAUGGUUUGUUUUUAAGUUGGAGAGGAAGAGAGAGACUGCUUGCUAGCCAUUUAUUCACACUGCAUUUUUUCAAACAGUAUCAUCUUUGUUCACUCCUUCAUUAUUUUUAAACUUCUCGCCAAGCUUGAUUGCAAAGUACGUCGGCCAUGAUACUUAUAUACAAACAUGGCUAUUUGCAAGCUUGGCAAGAUGAAACCAAGCGAUAAUGUCAUCAUCGAUCACGAUAAUGUCAAUCAUUGAAAUUGUUAUUAUUAUUAUUAUUAUUAUGAAACUCAUGAUAACGAUAAUUGACAUGAUUUGCUUUUUGAAAGGGGUCGAUGACGAGAAGGGAUGUUUGCAUUGAUGACAAUGCUGUUGUUGCCUGUGUUGUUGCUACUGUUGCUAAUGCUGCUGUUGAUGAUAAUGAUGGUAUUGAAACCUGAGAUAAUUAAUCAGCAUGGUGUUAAAUGUUAUAUUAUUCUUGCCUCUCCACCAAAUCUCAUCUCACUCUUUCAUCAGCUUACUUGUUGAAACACUGGACUUCAAAAACCUCUUGUUUGCAAUCUAAUUGCUUUAAAAUGUUCCUAAAACUUAUACAUUAUUUCACUAAACCUCCACACAUUCAUCCUAUAUUUUCCGAUUUUUGCCUCACUUUUUUUAAUCAGUUAUUGAGGCAGAUAUUGUAUAUGCUUAUGUACAUAUCAUUAUUUUUCUCAUUUGUGCCUGUGUGUAUACGUAUGUAUGUUGGUGUGCAUAUGUAUGUAUGUAGUGUAUGUGUGUGAAUAAAUAAAUAUAUAUAUAUAUAUAUAUAUAUAUAUAUAUAUAUAUAUAAAUAAUGAUGUAUGUCAGAAGUGGUAUAUUGUGGACACUGAAAGUUGGUGAUGUAAACGUUAUAAAAAGUAAAUUUGAACAUUAUUUUAUGAACAUGAUAUAUUUAGAUGUUAAUAUAUAUCAUUUAUAAAUAUUACAAGAAAUCAUUUAUUGAAGUGACUUUCUGUAGUUGAAAAUUUAGUAGGAAGAGUUACUAAUUUCAUUUUUAGUUUUUUAAAUAGUUUUGUCACAGUUGUUUGAAAUAAACAAACGCUAAGACUAAAGUAACGAUUAAAUAGCAUGCUUUGAACUAGCUAAGUGAUGCUAUCUCAUAGCUUGGCAUAUGGCAUGAUUCUCCUAUGAACUAUUCACUCUCUAUGCUGGGCUACAUAUUGUAAUCUAAAUCUUUAGUUCCAUGUGCUAAUCGCAUUACCUGCUUGUACCCCAAGAUUAACAUUGAAAUUUUGUGAUUAUUUAUAAGUAAUGCAUUUUUGCAAUAAACACUAAAAUCUAUUCUAACCCCUUGCAGGCGUACUUAGUACUGUCCGUCUAUGCUGUAUACCAGUAUUAGGCUGUUCAGUAACUACAUAAUUUUCCAGACAAGGAAUUUUACAGUGUAUUUACAAAUUUUUCUCAGUUUGGUAUAUUUGAAAACAUGGUGCUGUACAGAGCGAGACAUCACACUGCUCACACACAUAGUGUUUCAAUGCAGUCAGUACUGCUUCCCGUCUGCAAGGGGUUAACAAGUUUUCCUUAACCCCACUAAAGUCAAAGAUACUCUUCAUCCUUCUGGGGCCAAUAAAAUGAGUACCGCUGGGGCCAAUAAAAUGAGUACAGAGUGGGGCCAGUCUUCAUCAUGUGUACCCUCCACUAAAAUGUGAGACUGUUUAUGUAUGUUACAGACUAUUAUUAUUAUAUUAUAACUUUUAUCUUUUCUCAGGAUUUGAACUAUGUAAUUUGUGCUUUGUUUCUGCCACUGAGAGAGAAAAAAAUCUGAUGUGGAAAAAAGUCAAAUAUGAGAAUCUUAAUCCUUUUUAUCUCAGUAUAUUAUUUAGUUUGGUUAAGGCAAAGUUUUUCUUUUAUGCUCUGGCAGACAAAAAAAAAAAAGCAAAACAGAUAUCUGUUUUACCUCACAAAAUUUUACUCUACUUAAAA
Messenger RNA from Octopus sinensis (East Asian common octopus), 7138 nucleotides. RefSeq names its product active breakpoint cluster region-related protein. Gene Ontology annotation, biological process: positive regulation of GTPase activity; signal transduction. Gene Ontology annotation, cellular component: membrane. NCBI's taxonomy places the organism in Eukaryota, Metazoa, Mollusca, Cephalopoda, Octopoda, Octopodidae. Gene Ontology annotation, molecular function: GTPase activator activity; guanyl-nucleotide exchange factor activity. The transcript has 27 exons. The record is from RefSeq and is a predicted model, not a curated record. Bases 652 to 5112 code for a protein of 1486 amino acids.